CCGAGCUCCUCAGGAAUUUGAAUUUCCCCAAGAAACCGCGACGCGCCCCGCGCCUACACCGUGACGGCUGCCGCAUCCACAACCGUCAUUCAAGCUUCUGCACGAGAAGAAUUGCGACCGAACAGCACAAUGGCUCCCGCUCAACCCGAACUCAAGAAAUAUCUCGACAAGAGACUGUUCGUCCAGCUCAACGGAAGCCGGAAGGUCAUCGGUGUUCUUCGUGGAUACGAUGUCUUCCUGAACAUUGUUCUAGACGAUGCGGUCGAGGAGAAGGAAGGUGGUGAGAAGGAGAGUCUCGGCAUGGUGGUCAUCCGCGGUAAUUCGGUUGUCAUGCUCGAGGCUCUGGAGAGAAUAGGCGGCGACGAUCGUGGCCCGCGCUAAGGCCUUGUGCACCGUGGGCAGGUCUUAUCAGACGCCAAGCCAUGAAAGGCCCAAUUACUUGCUCGCUUAGGUACCUAUGAGUUGCGGCCGCGGGGUUCAAGACCCUGCCCGUCCAUUAGUUGGCAGCGAGCAUGGAGCUGGAAAAGCACAGCGGCCGGGAGGCGAGGGUGCAUGUUUGCUGCAGACUGAGGCUGAAGCUGAGCGCUGCAAGUAAAUAAUUAUAACAACGAAUCGAGUCCUUUUCAAUCCUCGGCAAAU
This is a messenger RNA of Lasiosphaeria miniovina, 639 nucleotides long. RefSeq lists its product as uncharacterized. Gene Ontology annotation, biological process: spliceosomal snRNP assembly; mRNA splicing, via spliceosome. The record is from RefSeq and is a predicted model, not a curated record. NCBI's taxonomy places the organism in Eukaryota, Fungi, Ascomycota, Sordariomycetes, Sordariales, Lasiosphaeriaceae. Gene Ontology annotation, cellular component: U2 snRNP; SMN-Sm protein complex; precatalytic spliceosome. Bases 130 to 381 code for a protein of 83 amino acids. Gene Ontology annotation, molecular function: RNA binding. The transcript is spliced from 4 exons.